AUGGAGUCUGUGGAUCUGGUUAUUGUCGGCGCAGGCUGGCACGGCCUCUCCGCGCUCAAAACCUACCGACAGGUCCACCCCACCGCCCGCAUAAUCUGCCUCGACAGCGCGUCCAGCGUCGGCGGCGUAUGGGCCACGCAGCGUCUCUACCCGGGGCUGAAAUCCAACAACAUGCUGGGCACGUACGAAUUCUCAGAUUUCCCCAUGGACGCGUCCUUCGGGGUCAAGCCGGGGGAGCAUAUCCCCGGGGAGGUGAUCCACGAGUAUCUGGCGCGGUUUGUGGAGCGGGUGGAGGCGGUCGAUGGGAAUGGGAAUGGGGGGUGGGUUGUUACGACUGCGCCUGCUCCAUCCACUACAUUCACUACAUCCACCAAAUGCACCGAAUACACCCUCCUCACCCCCUCCCGCAAACUGACCAUCCUCGGCGGCACCAAAUCCGCCUGGGACGCCGUGCACGCCGCCUGCAGCGCCUCCUGCACCGUCACCUGGAUCAUCCGGCGGCGGGGCCACGGGCCGGCGUGGAUGGCGCCCCCACACGUGACGCCGUUCAAGGCCUGGCUGGAGAAACUGGUCACCACGCGGCUGCUGACGUGGUUCAGUCCGUGUAUCUGGGGCGAGGCGGAUGGGUUUGGGGUCAUCCGGAGGUUCUUGCACGGCACGUGGCUGGGGAGGAAGGUUGUGGAUGGGUUCUGGGGGGUGUUGGAGCGGGAUGUGGUUGCGUUGAAUGGGUACGAGGAGGACGAGGAGGUGGGGAAGUUGAGGCCUUGGGGGGUGUUGGGGAUGGUGAGGAGUGGGCGGGUUAGGGUUAUCGUGGACGAUAUUAGGGUGGAGAGCGAGGGCAUCGUCUGUGCGACUGGGUGGGCAGCCACCCCGCGGGUGCAGUUCCGGCCAGCCGGGAUCGAGAGGGCCUUGGGCUUUCCGUGGGCGGAGGAUUUCCUGUCGCAGGGGACGGUGAGGCGCGCGGAUGCCGAGAUCCUGCGCCGGUUUCCCAAGCUGCGCGAGGCGCGCGCCGUGGUGGAGAAGCGACGGCUGGCCGGGUAUGUGCCCCUGGCCAGCGAUGCCGCGGCGUGCGCCCGCCAUCCGUAUCGGUUGGCCCGGUUCAUGGUUCCGGCGGGGUUCGUGGGCGAUCGCUCGGUCGUGGUGCUGGGGAAUGCCAUGACCAUUAAUACCGCCUUGGUGGCGCAGACGCAGGCGUUGUGGGCGGCCGCGUAUCUCGGGGGUGAUCAGGGGGUGGUGAGGAGGGUGGUGGAGAGGUGUCCCCUGGAUUUGGUGGAGGAGGUCCGCGGGAAGAGUAAUGGCGAUGGCGAUGGCCAUGUCGAUGCGCUGUGGGAGAUGGCGCUGCAUACCCAGUUUGGCGUCCACCGCUGUCCCGGCGGGUUCGGGAAGCGCAAUCCCGAUUUCGUGUUCGAUGCGCUGCCGUAUGUCGAUCUGCUGCUGCGGGAUCUGGGGCUGGAUGUCAAGAGGAAGACCGGGUGGUGCUGGAUGAAGUCGUAUGGGAUGGAGGAUUAUCGCGGGUUGGUGGAGGAGUGGUUGGGGAGGGAAUGA
Molecule: messenger RNA, 1545 nt
Organism: Aspergillus heteromorphus CBS 117.55
Lineage: Eukaryota; Fungi; Ascomycota; Eurotiomycetes; Eurotiales; Aspergillaceae
Product: flavin-binding monooxygenase-like protein
Exons: 6
Coding region: 1-1545 (514 amino acids)
Source: RefSeq, a predicted model, not a curated record